CUUAUUUUAAAAUAUAUGUAGUUAUAAUCUUUUCUGGACAGGGUCUUGAGAUAUUCCUGUCGCAACCCCAUACACACUUUAAUCCGUACAAUAUCCACCUAAACCAGUGACGAGAAAACUUUAAACUCCCAGCUCUCCCCGAACCAAAAAAUGGCAGACAGGACCUCAUUCCGUGGCGCAUGCAUGUGUGGAGGCAUCACCUUCAGCAUCGAGGGCCGACCAGAAGUCAUUGGUGCAUGCUACUGCCGCCACUGCCAGAUGAAUGGCGGCUCCAUGCAUCAAGUUAUGGGAAAGUUCACCAAGGAGUCCAUGAAAAUCAACGACCCCAAAUCACUCCUCAAAAUGUACAUCAUCCCGGGCGCCGAGACUGAGAGCGGCAAGGACAAGGAAAAGUACUUUUGCUCCAACUGCGGCUGCAUGCCAUGGACCGUGCCGCAAGGCAAGGAGGGAAAAUAUCGGUUCGUGAGGACGAGCUAUAUCGAGAAUGGGCUUGAGCUGAAGACAGACGAAGAAUGGUUCAAAUGAGGGGCGGUUUGGGGUUGAAAAGGUUUGGGAUUUGACGUAAUGCGAUGGACCUGGGGAGAAUAUUUCGGGGAGGAAAAUUAUCCCCACUUAUACAGUAAUUCGGUUUGGGGGUCGUUUUUGCGGGGAAAUCUUGAGGGGAAGGACGGGAUGCGAUGAAGCAUGAGUCGAGCAAAUCUCGCUAGCGGAACAGAACCCGAAAGUUCAUAGGGGACUUGGCUCGGCCCGCCGGAGUCUGCUCCCCUGGCGGGGCUUGUUACUUCGAUGCCCUCCAUAGCCCAUAGCAAUAGGAUUCUCUCUCACACGAGUCAACAAGAGCCUCAGAUUGACUAAUUGUAACCUCUCAAAUUCAC
This is a messenger RNA of Pyricularia grisea, 875 nucleotides long. RefSeq lists its product as uncharacterized. The transcript has 3 exons. NCBI's taxonomy places the organism in Eukaryota, Fungi, Ascomycota, Sordariomycetes, Magnaporthales, Pyriculariaceae. The record is from RefSeq and is a predicted model, not a curated record. Gene Ontology annotation, molecular function: carbon-sulfur lyase activity. Bases 151 to 525 code for a protein of 124 amino acids.